This is a messenger RNA of Cynara cardunculus var. scolymus (artichoke), 744 nucleotides long. RefSeq names its product prefoldin subunit 6. Lineage: Eukaryota; Viridiplantae; Streptophyta; Magnoliopsida; Asterales; Asteraceae. The coding region runs from base 87 to 482 and encodes 131 amino acids. Gene Ontology annotation, cellular component: cytoplasm; prefoldin complex. The transcript is spliced from 5 exons. The record is from RefSeq and is a predicted model, not a curated record. Gene Ontology annotation, molecular function: protein-folding chaperone binding. Gene Ontology annotation, biological process: protein folding; chaperone-mediated protein complex assembly.
CCUCGAGUAAAAACCCAGCCCUUUCACGACGCCUCCUCCAUCUCUCCUUGUCUUCAAGCUCACAACAAGUAAAACUAGACUCACCAAUGGCUUCAUCAUCGACUGCCGCACGAGAAUUACAGAAAGAGUUGGAGGCCAAAGCCAACGAUCUGAGCAAACUCCAAAAAGAUAUAUCAAAGAACCACCAAGUCAGAAAGAAGUACACCAUCCAGCUUGGUGAAAACGAGCUCGUCCUUAAGGAGUUGGAUCUGUUGAAUGAGGAUGCAAAUGUCUACAAAUUGAUAGGACCAGUGUUGGUAAAGCAGGAUCUGGCAGAGGCAAAUGCAAAUGUUCGGAAGAGAAUUGAAUAUAUUUCAGCUGAAUUGAAGCGUCUGGAUUCAACUCUUCAGGAUUUGGAGGAAAAGCAAAAUAGCAAGAAAGAGACGAUUUUCAAGUUACAGCAAAGGAUUCAAUUGCUUCAGGCUGGAAAAGCCAAGGCUUAAUUUGCAUUAUUACAAGUAUGCAUUUGGUUAUCCAGUAUGUUGGUUGUUUUCAGAUGUAACUUCUUUUUCGCUUUAAACUGCGAUUGUUUUUGCUCGUAAUAUGCAUAUUAGAAAUUGGUUCCAUCUUUGUUAUCAUGUAAAAUGCAGAGAAUGGUUACAUGUAGGUGAUUGAUAGGAUAUUUGCGUAAUCAUAUUUGGAAUCGUACGAUGUUAUUUUUGGUUUAAUUUUAAAGCAAUGAGUGAAAAUGGUUGAAGCAGGUAA